Messenger RNA from Mytilus trossulus (common blue mussel), 1186 nucleotides. RefSeq names its product thrombospondin-2-like. Bases 86 to 1084 code for a protein of 332 amino acids. The transcript is spliced from 6 exons. The record is from RefSeq and is a predicted model, not a curated record. NCBI's taxonomy places the organism in Eukaryota, Metazoa, Mollusca, Bivalvia, Mytilida, Mytilidae.
AGUUAAUGAUUUCAUAAGUACAUCAGCUUAUUGGUUACAUGAAGGUCAAUGUUUAUUUUAUUACUUUUGUUAUGCACUACACAAAAUGGACCGACACAAAUUAUUAAAUGUAGAUCGUCAAAAUAACCACGGUACUUCUUAUAACGGCAAUAAUUGGAGUAUAAUCAGAGUGCUGUAUACCUUAAAAUGGACAUCGUGUUUAAUUGGUUUAGCUACAGGAUGUGUAGUAACAGUUAUUAUGACUCUGUCUCUGAUGCUUAUUAUAGCGCCAUAUUUGCAGUUUCAUAAUACAUUGGCUUCAUCAAAAGGAAAUGGUGAUGUAUGGAGUAGUUAUGGCGACUGGAAGUGGCAACCUUGUUCUGUUACCUGUGGACAUGGUAUACAAAAUGGAGAAAAGUCAAGAACGUGUCUUAGUGAAGAGUAUUGUGUAGGCAAUGAAACGGAAAGUAUGACAAGACCUUGUUCUAUUGGACACUGCAAAGUUGAUGGACAAUGGAGUGCUUGGAUUGUGGAUGGACCUUGCAGUGUUACAUGUGGUAAAGGCACACAGAGCAAGUUCAGGGAGUGUUCCAACCCAUAUCCUCAAAAUGGUGGAAAGUCUUGUACGGGUCAAAGAACUAUUCAAACAGAAUGUAAUGAACAAGAAUGUUGCCCCGGAAUAACAAAACCAGACAAUCUACAAUGUGAAAAUGGUUGGAUACGGAAUGAUGAUUUCAAUGCAUGCUAUUGCUUCAGUAAAAGACAUGCUUCAUGGGAUAACGCUCAGACGUUUUGUAGACAACAGAAGGCCACACUAUCAUCAGUAUAUUCUAAAGCUGAAUCUGACUGGUUGUCUCGUAAAAUACGUACUGAUAUCGGUAAGGAUGUAUGGAUCGGAGGUAAAAAGGUCAGAAAUGAAUAUAAAUGGAUUCUUUCAUCGGGAUAUGGCAGAAUGAAUUUUACAAACUGGGCUCCUAACGAACCAGUGAUGUAUCCGAGACAUAAAACUUAUAUUUGUGUACAAAUAUGGCAAAGUUCCUCAUAUAAAUGGGAUGAUUUUGACUGUGGUUAUAAACAACCAUUCGUCUGUAAAAAUAAUCUAUAAAAUAAACAAACAAAGGAUAUGAUUCGAAAACAAGACACUAUUUAGUGUCAUUUUUCUUCAUUCUUUUACAAUAAAAUUGAAUCAUUUUAAUCCUAGAUGGCU